UUUAUCUUUGCCGCGCUGCAUGUGCGCACGCAGCCUCCUCACGAACCCCCGUUACAGGCUCGCUAGUUAGUGAACGACUCCAUGAAAAAGUAUGCGUAUGAGUUGCCACCUGCAUACUGAUUCAGUUUUCUGUUUUCGCGAUACAUUAUUUUUUACGUUGUUCUGUUAUCCGGAAGCGUUACAGUCAUCAAUUUCGCGUGCAUAUCCUUUCCGCUCGGGCGGUCGCAACUUGGACUGGGGGUUGUGAAGUUAAUUACGAUAGUUGCGACUAGAUAAUGACGGCGAGUGUUGUCGCGUCAUUCUCUGCGCGCGGGGAAGCGGGCCCCACGGACCCUCCGGGCGAGGACAUCGCCAUGAAACGUUUUGAAGCUACACCAGAGGAACAGGAACGAUUAGCUACUGGAAAUAACAAUGGAUCCCUUGACUGCAAGAUACCAGCGCCCCAGCCAGUCGGGCCUCGUUCGGUUUUUCACUCGACACGAGUAUUCAUGCUCGUUUUCCUCUCUGGAUGGGUACUCCAGGGCAUGUUUCUUACAUAUUUUGUAAGUGUGACGACGACGAUAGAGAAACUAUUCAAAGUGGAAUCAAAAACGACAGGAAUACUUUUAGCGGCUACAGAAAUCGGUCAAAUAUGUACAUCCCUAUUUCUUACGUAUCUGGCUGGUCGUGGACAUCGGCCGCGGUGGAUUGCGUGUAUGAUGCUAGUGUUGGCGGUCGGCGUGGUCGGCUGUGUGGUGCCCCACAUGUUGUACGGCACGCGAUUGCUUGAUGUACACUUGGACGCACACAGAUCGGGUCCAGCGCCGGUUUGCUCGUACUACGGCAAUGCCACUAACUGUGACGCUGCUCAUUACAAGAGUUCAGAAACACGGUCGUCGAUAACGGCCGUCGUGAUCCCAUGGCUCUUCAUUUGUCUAUUGGUGGUCGGCGUCGGACAGACUGGGAUUGCUACGCUUGGCAUACCGUAUGUCGAUGACAACGUUGGCAGCAAGCAAUCCCCUCUUUACAUGGCGAUUACCAUAGGCAUCAGAGUUAUUGGACCAGCUUUAGGAUUUCUUCUUGGAGCGUUGUGCACAAGUGUGUACGUGAAUCCACUGUCGGACCCUGGCUACGAGUCCAACAAUCCAAGAUGGGUCGGCGCUUGGUGGUUGGGUAUGGUGUUCAUCGCUACUUUCAUUGUUUUGCUGUCGUCCCUGAUGUUCUGUUUCCCACGGCAGAUCAAGCAGGAGUCAGUGCCACCACCGACCAAGAAAGGCAAAGAAAAACAGGAGCCUUUCUUCAAAGAUUUCUUCGUAACAAUAAAACGUCAGCUGACCAACGACAUCCUUAUGUGGCGCACGGCGAGCUCGGUGCUGCACCUGAUGCCCAUAAGCGGGGUUUACAGCUUCCUACCUAAGUAUCUGGAGAAGCAGUUUCGGCUGCCCACGCACGACGCCAACCUUGUCUCGGGCCUGGGUGGUAUCCUGUUAAUGGGUGUAGGCAUCAUCACGGCCGGAGUGGUCAUCGUCAAGGUGGUCCCGACGGCUAGACAGGUUGCUGCGUGGACUGCAGCCACUGCUGCUAUCUAUAGUGCUGGUAUGGUCCUGCUCAUGUUCGUCAGUUGCCCAGAAGAGAAUUUCCGGUUGCUAGACAACGGUGCUAUAAAUGGCAAUCUCAGCUGUAGCGUUAAUUGUAACUGCGAGAAUGUUGCCUUUAAUCCUAUCUGUGGACAGGAUGCUUUUACAUAUCUGUCGCCGUGCCAAGCGGGCUGUCUCGACAGUCACCAGUUGGACAACAGCACGUGGCUGUACUCGAACUGUUCGUGCAUAGACGCUGCCGGCACCGGAGAGAAAGCUACGAAUACAUUGAAACAGUUCGAAGCUUGGAAUCGGUCGGAGUGGUUGCACGGUGACGGCGGCGGGUGGGCGGUGAGCGGCGAGUGUGCCGGCCCGUGCGGCAAGAUCUACGUGUUCAUCGCAAUCUUCGCAGCGCUCAUGUUCGUGCACGCGAGCGGCGAGGUCGGCGCCGUCCUCAUCAUCAUACGAUGCACAGACAAAUUUGACAAGGCGAUGGCGAUGGGCGUGAUCCAGUUCGCGAUCGGCGUGUUCGGCAACGUGCCGUGCCCGAUCGUGUUCGGGGCAGCCGUGGAUGCGGCGUGUCGCCUGCGCGACGCCGCCUGCGGUCUGCUCGGCGCCUGCGCAUCCUACGACAACGACAGCCUGCGACACUUCUACCUGGGUCUGUCAGCGGGGCUGAUGUUCCUCGCGUUCAUUAUGGACAUGCUCGUGUGGAGUAAAGCGGGCCGCAUCGACAUGAACCCGGGCGAGGCGUCCAGCGCGCCGCACUCGCCCCCGCCGGUCCCGCUCGCCCUCCUCCCAGCCGACUCGGCCCCCCUGCGGCCCGACACAUAACUGUGACGCCAUACUAGUUGACACCUGGAUCGACGAAUCUACAAGUUUUUCGGAGCCCUUACAUAGUUGCUAAGUUUACCUCCGUGCAGGAAGUAGAAUGAAAAAUAAGGUCUGUGUAUUUUAAAAAGGUAAAAAAAAAUAAUAAUAGACAAUUUAUUUUCCUUUACAGAAAAUAGGUUUUUUUUUCGAGUUUUGAUAUAAUAAUAAUUAAUAUAGAGAAAUAAAGUAGUAUGCAAGUCAUUACAUGCAGAGGUAUGUUAUGUGUAAGGUUUGAAUUUUGUUCUAGAUUGAACAUGUAAAGAAACGGAUUUUUAUUUUAAAUUCGUUAUUUUAUGAUAUUUGAAUUUGAACUGUAUGAAUAGAUGUGUUAAAGUUAAAACUCGUACACUUCGUACAAAGAUAGUUGUCAAGUAACAAAUUCUAGUGUGAUAGCAUAAUAUUCAACGACUCUCGAGGUGAGUGCGGCAACGGAGUUAGUACGGUCAGCAGCUAAAUACAAUAUAAAUAUAUAUUGUAUUUAGAUAUUAUAUUGUAUUCAUAUUGUACUUUGCUCCGUGCGUUGUUGACGUAAUUUUGAGGUUCCUAUAAACUCCACGAUGUGUAUUUUUAUUCCAUAUUUAUAUUUACUUAUAUACAUUAUAACUGACAGAAUGAUAUCAAGUUUGACAAUUAAAAGUAAUAAUUGAUUGCUUUCAUAAAAUAUUAGAUGAUAUAUUGUGGUGAAUUUGUCCGUCUGAGCUUGUGUCAUGAAGCAGCAUCAGCUUAUGUUCCGGCUCAAUAUUUGGAAUGGUUUUUAUCAUGAUUGAACAUGGAACAAUGUUACCUUAAUCUCAAGGUAAUGACUUUGGAUCAGUAAGAACAAAUUAGUAGCAUGUCAGUUAAUGAAAUGUACAUAUUGAACGCUUAUAUAACGAUGAUUUAAUGACGAUCAUGUGAAUUUUACAAUAUUUAUAUUAAAAUUUUAAAAUCCUUAUUUUAUAUUGAUUAACAUUUUAUAUUUAUAGCCAUUUAUUUGAAAUUUACCAAUGUUAUCGUAUAAUUUAUUUAUAGUGUUAAAAGUGUAUUGCAAAUAUGGUUCGUUCUCUCUCUCUAUCUCCCUCUAUCUAUCCAUCUUUUCAUUUAAGAGUUUCCUCUGGUCACCGACCAGACAACUAUUUCAUGGGUUUUCUUCCAACCAGCUCUAUCAUGCCAUCUAUCAUAUCAACCAUGCCAUAUCUUUGACCUCCUUAUAUGACAUGACACCUAGUGUUUCCUUUAUCUGCCUCAUGGAGUUAUUCCUCAAUCUUUCCCUUCUUCUUUUACCCUAUAUUUUUCCUUCUAGUAUGUUCUUUACAGAAUCGUUAUAUCGUAUAAGUUUUGUUUAGAAAAAAUAUUAAAAAAAAACUAUUUUUUUUGCUACUAGUACAAUAAGUCAACAUUAUGUAUAUUGAUUUUUCAGUGUAUUUCAGUUACAAGUAAAAAGUGCAUAUUGAAAAUAAUUUAUUUAGAUAGAUAGAUAGAUAGAUCGUUUAUUUGUUUGUUACUAAUCACACACAACAUGUACAUAAGAAUAGAUAAUACAUAAAACAACAUAAGAUUUAUAAUUGUGUUAUUAUGUGUGAUCUGCAGCAAUACAAAAAGGUCGAAGCUCAGCGUGUAACAUUGUUCAAGGAACAAAACACUGAUUUUCAGCUUUAACCCAUUUGAGGGUACGUGAAAAUAAUAAAUAAAAUAAAUACAAAAUAAAAAGAGUAAUAUUUUUGGUGAUUGUCUGUGCAGUGUGUGUAUAAUAAAAAUAAUGUAAAUAGUUCAAUAUAAUUUGGUUAGAGUAAUUUAUUGUUUUCCUAAUAAUGUUUAUACGAAGCAAUGUGCGAAUUUACUAAUACGACUGCUAAUUAUCCGAUUAAACAACUUAUUCGAAUGAUUUUAAAAUCAUUCGACUACUAAUUUCAUUCACUAUACUCCCUAAUCUAUCUAUCUAAUAGCUAAAAUCAGUCAUUAGUAGUUAUUCAUGUGCGAGUCGAUACGAACGUAGUCGAGUCGACCCGAUCAAUCGAAUAUGAAAAUUAGUAAAUUAUUAAUUUAGUGCUCAAAUUAUAGAAUUAAUAAUUACUAAUUAUUCAAAUACCAAAAAACAUUCGGAUUCGCACACUGCUAUUUAGACGUACUGUUCUGUAAUACUGUAUCGUUAUUACUAAUUAUUCGAAUAACAAACAACAUUCGGACUCGCACACUGCUAUUUAGACAUACUGUUCUGUAAUAUUGUAUCGUUAUUACUAAUUAUUCGAAUACCAAAAAACAUUUGGACUCGCGCACUGCUAUUUAGACAUACUGUUCUGUAAUAUUGUAUCGUUAUUACUAAUUAUUCGAAUAACAAACAACAUUCGGACUCGCACACUGCUAUUUAGACAUACUGUUCUGUAAUAUUGUAUCGUUAUUACUAAUUAUUCGAAUACCAAAAAACAUUCGGACUCGCACACUGCUAUUUAGACAUACUGUUCUGUAAUAUUGUAUCGUUAUUACUAAUUAUUCGAAUAACAAACAACAUUCGGACUCGCACACUGCUAUUUAGACAUACUGUUCUGUAAUAUUGUAUCGUUAUUACUAAUUAUUCGAAUAACAAACAACAUUCGGACUCGCACACUGCUAUCACAUACUGUUCUGUAAUACUGUAUCGUUGUUAAUGUUUGCAAUACAUUUUUAUACACUACGUAUAUUUAUAUAAAUAAUUUAGAACAUAAAAUGACUGAACAAUGAAAUAUAAACAACUUGCAUUUUCUACUAUAGUUAUGCAUUUUAUACGCUAGUUAUACUUAAAUAUAAGUAUACCUGCUCAACGACAGAAGUAAAUAAUAUGAACGUUGUAUACAUAAUGGUGACGAUUUAACUUAAUAUAUAGUCUGCAAUCAUUUUUUUUUUAUACAACUUAGAGUGGCAAACAAGCUGACGGCCCACCUGAUGGAAAGUGGUAACCGUCGCCUAUAGACAUGAGCGGUACCAUGGACAUAACAGAGUAUACUGUUUCGUCCAUGAUACACUCCAUGCGUUGCCAUACCUGAGGACUCAGGUGUUAUUCCUCUGUACCCUGUAAAUAAUAUAUUAUGCAAAUAAUUAGUGCAAAAUAAUAUAUUACUAAUAACUGUAUUGUCUAAUGUUUAUAGUGAGUGAAUUUAUCAAAUGAUUGUUUAGAAAUGAUACAGCAGCGGUACCGCUCGAAACUAGCUUUAUUGAUACAUCACAUUAUUAUAAUAAAUAUAUUAUAAUAAAUAAAUAUAAUAAAUAUAUAUUUUUAAGUAAUACCGUUAUGUGGGACUUAGUUUUUUUAUAUUUAGGUUGGGUACUAUUUUUUUUAUUGCAAUAAUAUCUCGUCUAAGCUGGGAGUUAUGAAUGGUAUACUCGUUAUAGCUCGACAACUUUGUGCGUGGCGCUUUCAUAGUGUGACAGAUGUGUGCACGAUUUAUAUCUAUGUUUUACCUAGUCUUUUUCUUUCUUUUUUUUUUUAAUGGCAAUCGGUCGUUACUUUUACGACCAUUACAUCCAGUGUCAUAUGAAAGAUAAGAGGCUAGUACUGGAGAUUAAAAUUAUAUCUAAACGACUGGUCUAAUAUUGGGCUUUUUGGUAUAGAAAACAUAUGUAUUAGUUUUCAUAUGAAGGUAUAUCAUGAACGCCUUGAAGUUUCCAGUUUGCACUUAUUAAGGGUAAUCUGCCCUUAUAAUGCAUACCAUUGUAAUGUUUCUAUUUGUUUCGUCACUCAUUUUCUAUCAAUAGAUAAUAAAAUUUAAAAACAAAGUUUAAUCACACUGAAUUAUUGUCUUAUAAGAGUAUAAAUUUUACUUCUUUCAUCUUAAAUAUUAAGCAUUAAUAAAAUUAUAAAUAUUCAUAUUUCUUUUAAAAUAAUUGGCUCCAUUUUUUAAUCCACCAUUCGUCAUGAUUUUUAUUCAGUUCACCUUGUCGAUCACUUACACUAGCGACUCGCUAGGAUAUGUGCUGCGCCCGAUGUUGUCGUGCUAUAAUCAUUAUUCGGUUUUAUAAAACAAAACGGAACAUUUUCGAGAACAAAUUUAUUUUUUAAAUGUUCUAUUCUAAUUUUAAAAGUGCGUUCCAAAUAGUUUGAAUCUGUUGUUGUAUUGCAAUAAUGAAUUCAAAGCAUGGUCUUAGUAAAAUGUUUGUUUUAUUGUUAAAAAAAUAUGCAUUUUUUAUAUUGUGUAUUAAUGCUAUCAUUUAUUAUUACUGUUUGACUGUAUUUACAAGAUAUUGACACGUCUGUCGAGGUGUUAUUGCAACAUAUUGUACGUAGCUUUACAUUUUUUUUUUUCGAUAAUAAUGCGAAGUAUAUGGCUAGUGACUAGAGGUUUAUAUUAGUUUAGUACAUUUUUUUUUUACAAAUUAUCGCAUACAACCUGUAAAUAUAUAAUUAAACGUUUUAAAGUAUAUAAUCACAAUAUGUUAGGCUUAGAUAUAGUUUUAUUUGAUAUUAGCUAUUGUUGUCUUGCAUCUCUGUAAUGCUUUAUUUUUAAUAUUUCAACUUAUUAUUAUUUUUCACGAUUUGAGCUAUAGUUGUCACUAAUGAUAUUUGUUGAUGUUGAUAUUAUUUGUUUAAUGGAUGAUAAUGAGGCGGUCAGAUCGAGCUCUACGUGGACAUCCAUGGAAACCAAGUGUAUUCACGAUGGGCUAACUGAUCUGCCUUUUCAUCUUACCUGUCACCCCUCACUGAUGCCCCGCCAGCGUAUACCGUUAGCGCAGGCGGAGCUACUAUUCUAUUACCAUCAACUAAGAGACUAAAUAUAUUAUAUACUAGCAAUGGGACUGGUAGGCCACAUUUUUAAUAGUCCCUCCUCCCUCCUGUUGAUAUUAUUAGGUAGAGCGGUUAGUUGACAGGUUUUGAUUAUUCAAUUAAAAUAAAAUAUUGAUUUACAAAUGAUAAUUUAUUGAUUAUAUUUGCAAUUUAUUUGUUUUAUGAAUUUUAAGUAAAUGCCCACGAUAAAUCAACCAAAAUAAUUAAGUGUUUUAAUAUAUAAAUUGUACAUUUUUACAGGAAAUAUAUUGAAGUUUUAUAUAUAUCUUAAAAUAUUAUAUAUUUAUUUACAUAUAUGUAUAUAUACACAUAAAAAAUGAUCUAUAAAGUUUAGUGGACAAUUAUAGCUCAUGCAGGAUUGUUGUUAUUUUAAUGUUACUGAAAUAAAGGCUGGGUCGCGUGUAAACCUAUAUUAAAACCUCAAUGGGAAACAAAUAGUUUAGGGUAUAGCAGUUAAUUGUACAGAUCGCCGGACAUUUUGUGUUUUUUUUGUAAUUACCAAAAAUUUUUAAUAUUAUCAAGUUAACGGUCGAUAAGGUGAUGGUGAGGAUGAUUAAUAUAAUUCUAAAUUCAAGAAGCGAGUUCGUAUGUCAAUGUUUUAAUUCACACUUGUUAUGAAAUAUUUUCGUGUCAUAUUCUUUACGGGGUGGUAAUUAUCAUUUGUCUUAAAUAUUUUCGUCUUUUGUCAUCAUCUUCGUCUUCAUUGCUGAGGGCUAUGUUUGUGUUGCUUGAAUGAAUGGAUGAGUGAAUGAAUGAAUGAAUAAGUGAAUUAUAAAAUGAAUGAGUGAAUUAAUGAUUGAAUGAUUGAAAUAAUUAAUGAAUGAGUGAAUUUAUGAAUGAGUGAAAUAAUGAAUGAGUGAGUAAAUUAAUGAAUCAGUGAGUGAAUAAUAAAUAAGUGAGUGAAUUAAUGAAUGAGUGAGUGAAUUAAUGAAUGAGUGAGUGAAUUAAGGAAUAAGUGAGCGAAUUAAUAAAUGAGUGAGUGAAUUAACGAAUGAGUGAUAGAAUGAAUGAGUAAGUGAAUUAAUGAAUGAAUGUAUUGCUAAAAAUGUGGUACAAUAAGGUGAUAUCAUAAUAUUACAAUAGUCGGUUUCACACAUUUUGUCAUUACUGAAGUGUAACAGUCAUUACAACCCUACGUCUGUUUUGUACAACAUCUGUACAACUGGUGCCAUCAUCCCUCUGUAAACUGCACGAUUUUAUACUUUGCGUAUGAAUUCUUGCAAGGUAGCUCCAGUUGUGUCCAUACCUUUUGUUGGUGCACUGCUUCUAUUCUUCUUUCCCUCCACACAGCCGAUUAGACUUAAGUUAUAAAUGUACUGAAUUACUCUACGUUUCGCUGUCACCGUGACACCGUUUUGUGAAAAUAAAUUUGUUUUUCUAAUCAGUACAAGUGUGAAUUAAUCUCUUAAUUUGUUUAUCGUUAUGGUAGAAAUGUUUGGGCUCAAAUACCUGCCUAGUAUAGGCAGGUCAAUACAUAAAAAGUAACAUCAUCAUUAUAUUAACGUACGUAUAUUAUUACAUAUAUUACUGCUUCUAUUAUACUAGCUGAUCCGAUGAACUUGGUACCGCUUAACAGCCAUGAAUAUUUUGUAUGGGAAAAUGUUUUCUUUUAUUUCUUCAUUAAUUUUCCAAUGUUUUUAAUAGUUAUUCUGCUAUUCAGGACAUAGACAAAUUCAACAAAUCAAAAACCAUAAAAAACAUAUAUAUAUAUAUAUAUAUAUAUAUAUAUAUAUAUAUAUAUAACUACUUCUUAUAUUAUUAUCUAUUACUGCUUAUAUUACUACUUAUGUAGUACGUAUCCUAUAUUACUAUUUAUGGUACAGUUGAAUAAAUAAUUAAUGUUAUAGUACUCAUGUCAAUAUUGGAGUUCCUUAUAUUUUUAAUAUUAAAUUAUUGAACAGAAUUGAUGAACAUUGGGAAAAUGGAAAGUUCGAAAUGUAAGCAAGCAUAAGACUUUUAACGAUAAUGUUUUAAAACUAAUUUAGUGUAAACCCAAAUACUUCUAGCAUACGAUAAGUAAAGGGACUCGAAAAUAAAAUAUAUUGGGCAAAUGAAUUGUUAACACAAAGAAUAUUUUGCUAAGUAAACAGUUUGUAAUGAUAUUUACAAUCAAUUUGUUUUCAAUUUAUACAUCUGUGAUUGUUUUAUUGAUGUUUUAUAUUCUUAGAGUACUAUGAAUAAUUUGAAACGAUUGUGCAAUAUUAUACAAACAUUGCACAAUUACAUUGAAUCAAAUUAUAUUAUAUAUAUAAAUUCCAUUAUAUCUGCCUAUAUUUAACUAGUUAUUGCUAUAUGAUUUUGAAUGUGCAAUAAAUAUUUAGGUACUAAUUAUUGCCAGCGAAAUGCAUAAUAAUUUUGUCAAUUAGCAAAUUAUACAUCGACGCCUGAUCGAUUUUUGAGACAUCACUAAUAAUGUUACUAGUUAUUUUUUUAUUAUGAUUAUUUUUUUAACGUCUAGUUGUUUACAUCACAACCCUAUUGUAUAUAGUGUAGCUAAAUAUUAAUUAAACUAUAGAACUACUUAUGAAUUAUUGGACCGUAAUAUAGGUUAAUUCGUAGACUUUGCGUGUGUACAAAAUUUACAAUUUAAUUUUUUAAUUUUGUUUUAAAAUAUUUACAAAAUAAAUUCGAUUUGAAAUGUUAGCAGUUAGUAAUGUUAUAGUUUAUACACAAGAGAAUAAGCUAAACGCACAGCCAAAUAUUUUAAUUUUCUAUAUCUAAAUUUAAAUUUUACAUUCAAUUUAUGCGAUCAGAUGACAGCUAAGUGCAAACUAGUUUAAGAUUGCACUUGGUACUGAAUAAAAUAUUAAAAAAAAGAGUGUAUUUUUUAAAUUUUCUUAUAUCACAAUGUUUUUUUAUUAGAAAUAUAUAAUUUUAAACCAUUAGGUAUCAUUUUGUAGUGAAUUAAAUAUUUAAAAAAAGAACUCUUAAAAUUAUUUUUUAAUAUUGUAAUGCUAUUUAUAUUACAUUGAAUUUCAUUAAAAAUAUAUAAAUAGUGAUAGUAGGUAUCUCUACAAAAUUCACCAAAAUGUGACUGCGGUUGCCAACCCGCUUGUCAAGUGUGGCAACUACAGGCAAAACUGAUAUGGGGAAGGCCUGCUGUUCAGCUGUGGUCAAUUUAUGCCCGAAAUAACAAUUAAGCCAGUAGAUAUUGUGAAAUCGUGGCCAGUCAUUUAAAAAAUAUAAUAUCCUUGUUUUUUAAAUUAAUGCCAACAUACAACAACAACAAGUUUUAGUACACAUAAAAUAAUGAUGACAAGUAAAUUUUAUCAACAAAUAUUAUUUUUAAUUUAUAAUUUUGUGCAUAAUUUUAAAAUAAUAUUAUUAUUCGUUUAUUCCUUUUAUCAAAUCGUGCAUUAUAAUCAUACUCGUGCAAUGUUUUAAAAAAAUAUAUAUACAUAUGCGUAUUUAUUAAUGCGUGUUUUACCAGUUUUGUUUAUUAAGCCAUAGCCAAUUGUUGUCUAUAGCAAUUUAUUGUCUACGUGUAGUUGAAGUGGCCAUUAACUGUAAUACUUUUUAUAUUAUACAAUACGAAUAGUUAUAAUAACGUCUCAAUGGUAGCUUUUAGAUGAAUUUUGUUGUUUGUUGCUGUAUAUUUACUAAGCAAAUUUAUUUAAGGUUAUAUUAUUUUUUUUUUUGUAAUAGUGAACAGAAUUUUACUAGUCUAUGAUUUAGUUUUAGAAAAUAAUACCUCUGGAUUUUAGAUUUAAAAUGUAUGUGACCAUUAUAAUUGUUGAUAUUGCCUGUUUCUGACCAGCCUGUUUGAAUACAUUAAUUUUAAGGUAUGAUACCAUUUUCAUGAAAACGGAUACUUGUAGGAAAGAGUAAUUUGACAUAUUUUUUAUUUUAAUAAUACUUAUUCGAUUAUGAAUUGAUUAUUUUUCAACAUCCUUGGUUGUUGUUUUUAGAAAUAAUUAUAUAAUUUAUUCGUAAUGUUGCUAAAGGAUGACCACUUGCCUUAUUGUGAGCCUAACGCUACGGAUAUGUGGUAACGUUUAAGUUUCUUAACUAUACAGAAAGUAUUGUAAGUGUCCGUUUUUAUGCGAAAUAAUUUAUUUUGGAUUGUAAUCAAUUUGUAGAUAAAGUGAUGAAUAAAUAAUAUCAUAAAUAUAUAUACAUAUAACUACUUGUGCAUUACUUAUUUUUGUUCCGUCUAUAUUACUAUUCCUGACCGGUUUUAAAAAGUUUGUCUUUUGAAAGAAAAGAAACCAGUGUGGUUUAUAUUUUUAAAGCGUAAUUAUACUUUUUAAUAAAUUAAUUUACUUGGCAAUAUUAACUCAGAUUUUUUUUUAAUAAAAUCAAAGGACCUUAAAUAUUAUUUUAUCAUGUUAGUAAAUGUUUGAGAAUACAAUGAACUAAAAGUAUUUUUCACAACAUUCCCAAACUGUCUAAAUUACUUUCCUAAACAAUUUUUUAAUAGUUAACUAUU
Messenger RNA from Galleria mellonella (greater wax moth), 11593 nucleotides. RefSeq names its product solute carrier organic anion transporter family member 74D-like. Gene Ontology annotation, cellular component: membrane. The coding region runs from base 276 to 2390 and encodes 704 amino acids. The record is from RefSeq and is a predicted model, not a curated record. NCBI's taxonomy places the organism in Eukaryota, Metazoa, Arthropoda, Insecta, Lepidoptera, Pyralidae. Gene Ontology annotation, biological process: transmembrane transport; sodium-independent organic anion transport. Gene Ontology annotation, molecular function: protein binding. The transcript has 11 exons.